Molecule: messenger RNA, 873 nt
Organism: Synchiropus splendidus (mandarinfish)
Lineage: Eukaryota; Metazoa; Chordata; Actinopteri; Syngnathiformes; Callionymidae
Gene: crcp
Product: calcitonin gene-related peptide-receptor component protein
Exons: 6
Coding region: 58-468 (136 amino acids)
Biological process (GO): transcription initiation at RNA polymerase III promoter
Cellular component (GO): RNA polymerase III complex
Molecular function (GO): nucleotide binding
Source: RefSeq, a predicted model, not a curated record
UUCGUUUCCACCCGGAUACCGCGACUGAACCCCGCGAAUGAAGUCAAACACGGCGAGAUGGAAGUGAAAAAUGCGAACGCUGCGAUGCUGAGUAACUAUGAGGUCUUCCAAUUGCUGACUGACCUGAAGGAACAGAGGAAGGACAGCGGGAAGAAUAAGAACAGCGCAGGGCAGCAGAAUCUCAACACCAUUAUGUACGAGACACUGAAGUAUCUUUCCAAGACGCCGUGCAGCAGACAAGACCCCAAGAUCGUCAAAGAAUUCCUCACCGCCAUGAUGCCGCAGAAAUUCACAAAGGCAGAGAAACUUCAGCUGAUGAAUCAUCGACCGCAGACUGCAGUGGAGAUACAACUGAUGGUGGAGGAGAGCGAGGAGCGACUUUCAGAGGAGCAGAUCGAGGAGCUGAUCCAGACUGUUUCAGAAAUUCUCCCUGGAGAGCCGGAGCAAGAAAAUGCUGCGACCAACUAGAGUGGUGGACUGAAGGACGAGAGCUGUGAAGGGUGUGUUAGUGCUCCUCUCUCUCUCUCUCUCUCUCUCCAAAAAACUUAAAACUUUGUUUUUUUUUUACAUGUGUCAUGUAAUUCUGUUUUGCUAUUUGCAUCAUGGUGUUUGCCAUGUCAUUUCAAUUGCUAUUUAUUUUGAUAAAACGGAAUGAUAAGCAACCGACUGGAGACCUGCCGUUUGCCUGCACAAAGGUUGGGACGUUUCUUGGUAAUAACUGGAAAUGUAAAUGUUUAAGAAGUUACUUUUUUAACUCAGUGUGUGGUGAAUCCACCUCCUUUUUAAAGAACCAUGGCUGACUGCCAUGCAUCUGAAUAAAGAGGCCAAGAACAGAAGCCUAGCUCGGCCUGGAUUCAAACUGGUGUCAGUGUU